This is a messenger RNA of Toxoplasma gondii ME49, 2285 nucleotides long. It is a transcript of the gene ALP5, whose product is annotated as actin-like protein ALP 5. The record is from RefSeq and is a predicted model, not a curated record. Lineage: Eukaryota; Apicomplexa; Conoidasida; Eucoccidiorida; Sarcocystidae. Bases 1 to 1839 code for a protein of 612 amino acids. The transcript has 5 exons. Gene Ontology annotation, molecular function: nucleosome binding. Gene Ontology annotation, cellular component: Swr1 complex.
AUGCUGGCCUAUGACUCUGCUCCAGCGGUGGUUCUGGACAAUGGCACUGGCUGCUUGAAGGUGGGCUUCGCGGGAGAGGCGCGGCCUCUCCACACUCUGAACUCCUGCGUGGGCCAAGUCCGCGAGCGACAGAACCAAGGCAUGCUGUUGUACGGCGACGAUGUUUUGCUUUCUUCGAACUACUUUUGUCUGAGGCCCUCAGCCUCUGCCUCCUCAGCGCCUUCGCCGCUCUUCUCCGACGUCGAGAUGCUUCGCGACCUCUGGGAAGUUCUCUUCUCCCACAAGCGAUACAUGAACCUGUCGGCCGCGCAGAUCGCCGAGAAAGGCGUCAUCGUCACCGAGCCGUUCCUCGCGCCGCCGGGCGUCCGACAUGCCCUUAGCGAAGUCCUCUUCGAAGACUUUCAGUUCAAGCAGGUCCUUUUCGUCCCCGCGCAACAGGCCGUCCCCUUCGCCUUCCUCAGCGGACCCAUCGAAGAAGAAGAGGACGGAGGGGAGAACUUCUUGUGCAGAGACACGGGCGACUCGCCGGAUGCUCCACUGGGUGUACGUACCUCCCAGAAACCGGGGAGACAGCCCCUCGCCCCCGACGUCGUGAGGUGGUACAGAGGGCCGAGACUGGAGACAGAGAGGGCAGAGAGAGGCAGUCGAGGCUUCGAGGGACACUCAGGACUUGAGGAAAAGCGAGAAAGUGAGGGACAGGGACAGGUGGGUUCGCAGACCAACGGGCGUCGCCCUAUAGUCGGAGAAGUCCAGAGGGACGCCGGACGGAAACCUGCGAGCGGGGGACCGCGGAGACGCAAGAGCGACUUUCGCGACGAAGCCUCAAUGCGACUCGGCGUGAAGUCUGCGAGUCUCCUUUCCUCUUCGUCGUCUCUGUCUGGCGCUUCUUUCUCCGACUUCUCAAGUUCUCCAGAAAACUCGGUUUUCAAAGGAAAGCUGUGCGGCCUCGUGGUGGAUGUCGGCUUCAGCGGCUCGAUGGUGGUGCCGUACAUGGACCUGCAGCCUGUCGAGAGAGCGGCGCUCCGGACCUCUGUCGGGGGGAAUUUGUUGACGACUGUUCUGAAAAACUUGUGUGGAUUCCGAUCUCUCAACCUCGAGAGGAACGAACUUCUUGUCCAGCGGAUGAAAGAGACGAGUUGCUUUGUGUCGAGACACUUCGACGCUCAACUGGAGAGAGCGCGGAGAGAAGCGACGGUCGCAGGUGGGGGGGCGCCUUGCCUCGAGCGCUCUCACCUCUUCAAGGAAGUCGUUCUGCCCGAGUACGGACCCGGAGCCUCGAAUGCAGCAAUUCUCUCAUUCUUCAAGGCGCCUCUCUCUGAGAACGAGACCCAAGUGGAGACGAGCGACUCUGUCUCAAGCGUUUCUGCCCAGGGCGCUUCUCCAGGUGGUGGAAGUUCGAAGGAAGAACGAACGGUUCGACUCUGCACAGAGCGCAUCUCUGUCCCAGAAGUCCUUUUUCAUCCUCCCGACGUCGGAAGCUCAGAGUGCGGCAUCGUCGAACUGAUUCAGCGCUCGAUUUCUCUCCUACCGCGAGAGUUGCAGCCUUUCGCAUGCAGCGAAAUCCUCCUCGUCGGCGGAUCGUCUCAGUUCCCAGGUUUGCGCCAGCGCCUUUGGCAAGAACUCCGCGCUGUUCUCCCUGAGCACUGGGACGUGAACAUCUACACUGAGGCGGAGCCGCAGUUCUCAGUCUGGAGAGGCGCCAGUUGUUCAUACGCAGAUCGAGCUCUUUUCGAUUUAAACGCUGUGACGAGAGAACAAUUCAGCGAAGCCGGAACUCCUCUCUGUCGCUCCAAUGGCAAACACACAGGUCGAGGUGCUCUGGACGGAGGCCUUUACUAGAAGAGCAGCGAGAGUUUCAGCUUCGAGAACGGUUGCGAACCAAGCGGGGAGACAAGGAAGAGAACUAGGGAGGCACCGGGCACAGAAGUCGAAAGUGAGACUUCAGAUGAAGUUUCCAUGAGACGAACGUAUUUCCAAAGGGUGAGAUGGAGACUCUUGUCGACCUAUGGGCAGCUUGAAUGCAGAUGGUACACAUGAAUUGGCUGUUCAGUUCGUGGACAGUCUUGGAAAGUUCACUGAGUUCCGACAGAACGGAACUGAGCCUUGGAUCUAAAAACAUAUAUAUAUAUAUAUAGAGAGAGAGAGAUGCAUAUAUAUAAAUAUAUAUGUAUAUGCAUGUGUCUUUGAAUAAAUAUUAACAUAUAUAUAUAUAUAUAUAUAUAUAUAUAUAUGAUGUUUUUUGGAUGAAGGACACGGGGUGGGCGUCUUUUGAUAGUUGUGUCGGU